GGGCCUCUUGGCGCUCCAACGUGCAGCGGUGGCGGCAGCAGCAGCCGGCGGCAUCCCGGGCGAUGGCGCUGCCAGCAGCCUCUCCUCCUGGGAGGAGGGCCUUCCCCAGCUGCCGCAACUCAUGCGCAUGGAUUCCGUCUCCAGCCAUCCAGGCGUUGCCGCGGCCGCCGCCGCCGGCCUAGGACCUGGCGUCGUGCCAGGGGCCAAUGCGGCUGCCGCUGCCGCCGCUGCGGCGGCGGCGGCUGCCCGGGCAGCGGGGUUAGAUCCCUUACUGGCGUCGGCGGCUGCAGCGCGUGCGGCUCGGCAAAACGCAGCAGUUCGGCGUGCCUUGGCGCUGGGACUGGGCGCGCGGGACCCAACCCAUGCAGCAGAGGCAGCACUGCUGCGUGAGCUGUACGGUGUGGGGCCGGGGGACGGCGUGCCGGGGGUACCAGAAGCAGCGGGGGUGGCCGGCUUGGCGGCGGGCGCCAUGGGUGCCGUACCACGCGGCGCGCGGCACUUGGGAGCCUUGGGCCUAGGUCCCGGAGGCGGUGCUGUGGCGGCAGCGCUUCUUGCAGCGGAGCAAGCGGAGCUGGCGGCAGCUUUUGAGGGGCACCUGCCGUUAGGGCCUGCAGCCGCUGCGGCGGCGGCGGCUGCCGCGGCUGCGCAGAACCGUGCUGGGCUGUUGGACGAGGCGGCUGCUCUGUACGGCGCCGGCGGUGUAGGUGUAGGUCCGGCGAGCAGUCGCUACCUUGCUGCCGCGUUGCGGGAACAGCAGCUGCUGCAGCUGCAAGCGGCUGCUGCCUUGGAGGCGCAGCGAGGGCUAGGUCUGCCUGGAGUGGGUCUGGGACCAGGUCUGGCACCAGGGCUGUUGGGACUCGGCGCAGGCCGGCGACUUGGCGUUACCGAGGCCGCGCGGCUUGCGGCGGCUGCAGCGGCUGAGGAGGAGCUGUAUGGUGGUGAUGCGGAUUGCGCUGGCCUGCAGGACGCGGAAGCUCCUGCAGUUCCCAUGCAGCGCCCCGGGGUCAGGGGCCAGACACGCGCCAUGGUAGCCUCCGCUGCUGCGGCGGCGGAGGCAGCAGCAGCGGCAAACGGACACAACGACGCUGAGCUCCAGGAAGAUGAGCUAGCAGCUGCUGAGUUGCUUGUGGGUCGGCUCAGUGAAACUGCGCGGGUUGCUGGCGGUCUGCCGACGCGGCGUAGCACGGCUGCUGCAGCCACCGCGGCGGCAGCAGCAAUGGGCGCUGGCAGUGCUGGUACCGACCAGCUGGGUGGCUCGCAUGGCAACGGCUGUGCAGCUGCAGGGUUACCGUCGGACGCAGCCGCCUUGCAAAGGAAGUCAUCCGCGGGCCGGUCAAUGACGGUUUUGGACCUUGCAAACGGGGAGAGCGCUGGGAACGGGAUGCCGCAGGGUAAGGCAGAAGCAGCAGCAGCUGCCGCUGUUGUCGCACAGGACUCCGCUGCCAUGCAGCUUCCACAGCACACGCGAGAUGAGCGCAAGAAGGAGUUGUCUGGCGGCGGCGAACCCGGUGUGGAGCAGCAGGGGCGGGAAGGGGAUGCAGCCGAUGGUGCUACACCGCAGCAGCAGCAGCCUCCGUCAUGUCAAUCGGAGCAGCCGCAGCAGGCGUUACAGGAUCAGCAACUGCAGCAGCAGCGGCUACAGCGCCUUCAGGAGUUGCAGCUGCAGUUGUUAGCCAUGUCAAACGGCGGCGCUGGGGCUAUGGACGGUGCGUUAUCGGCGCUGCUAAAACGGGAGGGCUCAGGGUCGUUGGUGGCACCCCAGAAUCUGCCGGCGCACAGCGCCCAACAGCUAGCACAGUCCUCUCCUAAGCCGCCGCCACAGCAGCAACAGCAGCCGCAAGAGGUCGAGCCGGGUACGGCAGGGAUGGCGGCGGCGGAGGGUGCGGCUCGCGAGGGCAAGGGCGAUGCCAGUGGCACUACUGGCGGCAGCAGCGGUGUUGUUGCUGGUGGUGGUGAUGCAGCCGACAAGUUGCAGCACUUGCGUCAACUCCAAGAGCAGCUGCUGCAGCUGGGGGUUAAGGUGGUGCUGCAGUAAAGAGGCUGAGCUGCUGUCUCGCAGCACGAUGCACCUUGGGAUAAGUAGGGCCGCGCAAUAAAGCUGUUGCAGCCGAAGCGUUGUUGUUGGAUGAAGCGUGGAAACCAAACAAAAGGAUGCUGGCACUUGCUUGAGCCAACACAGGGUGACUAGGGCACUUAAGUGCAUGCAAGGAUACGGUUAUGGACGUUAUAUAUAUCACUUGCAUGCCAAGUCAUGCAUCCCCGUUUUUUCCGUCCUAGGGGCCCCUCCGUAGAUCAGGUUGGGCGGGGGUCCCGGAGGGCAGGGGUUGACACUGGGGCAAGGCCUUGCUACUCUUCUUGGACACCCUGACCAGACGCACUGCCAGUUGCAGUGCAUGCCGGUACGUUCCGCUAAGGCUCGGGAAGGGGAGUGUAUCUUAACACACGACUGCUGUUGCUUGUGAGCAGCUGCUCACUACCUCCUGACCUCCUGUUGCGCUUGGGACAUGUAGAAAGCGUACUCUCGUCGAGCCGUUUGGACUGGAAUGGCUUACUGUGUGGUAGGGAGAAUGUACAACUGGUUUGGGAGUGCCCCAGGAAAGCGCGCCGGAAGGCGCAUUGGUCUGGCACUGCCUACUUUGGUUUUGACGGGUUGCAUUGCGUGUGAGGACGCAAUGCCAUGAGCGACAAAGGUAACACAUCACUUUUACUGUGUAUUAUGUGCCUGGGGCUUUACUAGGCAUUCCAAUCCAAGAGGCCCAGCUGGCCUCGUGUCUAGAUAGUGUAUUCUUUCAUUAUUGGGGACCGUGAUUACGGUAUUUUUGUACUGCUGCUUGCUGAGUCGCUGACAGUGCCCCAGUUGUCUGUUGUGUCCUUGUUACUGGUAUGCUGCUGCAUAGCUGCUGGUCCAUUCAGGUCUAGUGCGGCCCCCCACACGAUAGGGGCAUACGUUGCUUUUUCAGAUCUUAGCGCGGUACGGUAUUUGGCCUGUCCUAGUUUCGGGGACGGCCGUGGCAGGCCGAAAGCAUGGGCGGGUGUCGGCGCUCUCCAUGGUGGAAAGCGAAGAACCUGCUCCUCUGGCCCCACCUGGGUUGCGGUCUAGAGCCAUAUUGGGUAUCCGUGGCGUCAAUCAUGAUGGGUUUGAACAUAGCCAUCGUACGGGUUGGCAAACCCUGAAACCCUUACCCUUGCAAUCCGAUG
Astrephomene gubernaculifera is the source of this 3198-nucleotide messenger RNA. NCBI's taxonomy places the organism in Eukaryota, Viridiplantae, Chlorophyta, Chlorophyceae, Chlamydomonadales, Astrephomenaceae. The record is from the annotation of a GenBank genome assembly.